UACACCUGUGUUAUAGGUGCGGUAGAUAGUGAUACUGAAACCACCUGCCACGUUUUAUUGCUAUUACUCUUGUGAGCCAUUUCACUAUUUAACGUGUCAUGAGUGCGGAGCCAGAAUCAUGUAAUUUAACACCUGUGUCCUCUUUACAGGACGACCCGGACACUGAAGUGGAAGUUACAGAAAGUUCGGGAAACUUGAAUAUGGAUUUACAACAGCCCAUUUUCUCCGCGUUGAAUGUACUCCAGAAUGAAAUUCACUCAGCUAAAGACGUCUCCGGGUUGUCUGGAAAGGUUGCUGCUACAUCAGCGGUGACAACCUCCGACUCAGAAUCUGGUAUAUUUUCCGGUGAAUCGGAACUUUGUGUGGAACAUGAAUCCGACCUGGACUGGUUCUGCUGCUCAGAGCAGAAACUCAUAUGCUCGCACUGCGCCAUAAUGGGAUCCUGCCAGGGACACAAGGUGACACCCCUGGCCAGCAGAGUGACAGCAGUCAGGAACCAGCUGGUUGACGUGUGUGAGAAAAUGCAGCUGCAGGCCCAGCGCAUCGAGCGCUUUAUUAACAAGACCCUGACUGCCAAAGAGCUGACACUGCAGGUGGAGGCGAGCAGGGCUCGGGAGCGAGUUGUGGCACAGGUCAGUGUGGUGAGGGAGGCUGUGGAGGAGGAGGAGCAGCUGCUGCUAGAAGCAGUGCAAAGGGAGGAGGAGAGGGUGGAGCAGUGCCUCCUCACCCAGAGAGCACACUGGGGCCAGGCCCUGGCUAUGCUCACACAGACACGCACAUUCCUGGUGCACACUCUCACAAACACACCGGACAUACAGCUGGCGACCUUUGGCCAAGAAAUAGCUGAGAGGGUUGAGGAUGCAGAGGGGGUGGGUGAGCCUUAUGACACUGACCAGCUCAACCUGAAUGCAGGCUGCUGUGACAGCAAACUCAUGAGGGGCCUAUGGGCCAGCGCCAUACUGCUGGGGCCAACUGCUUAUGGUUCAGCACAUCUGACAUUUGACGAGCGCACCGUCAGCUCCCUACUGUCCCUCUCAGAAGACCUUUGCACUCUGACCUUCCUGCCUAAGAGGUCACGCCAGUCCCCGCCCUACGACCCGGCGCGCUUCGACAGCUGGCCCAAUGCGCUGGGCACCCUGGCAAUCUCCUCCGGCACCCACAGCUGGGUGAUGGACAUGGGUGAGAGCGGGGCCUUCAAGAUGGGGGUAUGCUACGCCAGCAUGGGGCGCAAGGGCUCGGGCAACGACUCACGCCUGGGCUACAACGCCCAGUCUUGGGUGAUCUCCAAAUAUGACUGGGACUUCUCCUUCUGCCAUGCGGGGAAGAACACACCCCUGCACGUGAUCCACAAGCCCAAGAGUCUAGGGCUGCUCCUGGACUGGCCCAGUCAGACCCUGGUAUUUUAUGACCCAGACUCCAGUGCCGUGUUGCACUCUGUCAGACAUGCCUUCAGUAGCCCGCUGCUGCCUGCGUUCGCCGUGGCUGACCGCAGUAUCACCAUACUGCACUGACAUCUGAAGUAACCGUCUGUAUUGCCAUUGAUAUAGAAUUACAGAUAACACUUUCAUAAGCCAUAUCAUAUGAGUUGAUAACAUAACAUUUUAAGGGCCUAUUAAUUCUUAUAACAAGUAAUAAUGCAUUAUACCUGCUAAUAAAAUCUUACUGAAUUACUCAUAUUUGUACAUAAUUCUAAUAGAAUAGAAUACUAUCAAAGCUUCACAAUGUAUUUUAAUGUAAUCAAAUUGGCCAAAAUUAGGCUCUUAUGUCUGUCUGCAUAGAUGAGGUAUGCAGUCAGUUCUUCUUUGAUGAGAACUAUAUUUAUAAUGUAUUCUUUGUUUAUCUGAAGUACUGCUUCUGUAUAUAUUUCUGUAUGUGUCUGUUGAGCAAAUUAUACAGUAGUCCUAAUGUGUCAGUGAUGCAUUUGUAGUGAAGUGUGUCCCAAACUCUUCAUUUAAGUUUUGAAGUAUGCUAUUUAUAUUUAUUGUACUGUUAUGAUCUGAUAAUACAUUUUGAUAACUUAAGUGAAGUGAACGUUUUCUACCUAGAGAGACCCCUGUGUGCGGGACUGGUUGAUCCAGAAGUUGCUCAGUGUGCUACCUGUCAAAUGUAUUAAAAUAUUUUUGAUUGUCUGA
This is a messenger RNA of Coregonus clupeaformis (lake whitefish), 2132 nucleotides long. RefSeq names its product B box and SPRY domain-containing protein-like. Lineage: Eukaryota; Metazoa; Chordata; Actinopteri; Salmoniformes; Salmonidae. The transcript is spliced from 6 exons. The coding region runs from base 99 to 1511 and encodes 470 amino acids. The record is from RefSeq and is a predicted model, not a curated record. Gene Ontology annotation, molecular function: protein binding; zinc ion binding.